UCCCGCUAUGCGAACCCGAGGCCCCGAAACCACCGGGCAUAUGCGUGCUCCGAUCCGCAGCUCCUGUCCAAGAAACGCUCGUCGUUGCCAUGGCACCGGCACCGCUGACCACCUUCGUGUCCUCCCCUGCGCAUCACCCUUGUUCCUAUUCGUAUCACCGCCGUCGCCGGGGUGCCGUCUCUGCGUCUUCGUCAUCCUCCUCUGCUAAGGCGGAGGACGUCGUCAUCGUGGGUGCGGGCAUCGCGGGUCUGGCCACCGCGCUCUCCCUGCGCCGGCUCGGCGUGAGCGCCAUCGUGCUGGAGCAGGGCCCGUCCCUGCGCGCGGGCGGCACGUCGCUGACACUGUUCAAGAACGGGUGGCGCGUGCUGGACUCCAUCGGCGUCGCGGACGAGCUCCGGGCCAAGUACCUCCGCGUCCAGGGGAUGAGGAUGCGGUCGUCGGCGGGCGGGCGUGACCUGCGCGAGUUCUCCUUCGAGGAAGAGGCUCCCGGGCAGGAGGUGCGGGCGGUGGAGAGGGGAGCGCUCCUCGCGACGAUGGCCUCCAAGCUCCCGCCAGGCGCCAUCUCCUUCUCGUCCAAGCUCAAAUCCGUCGCCGGCCAAGGGCCCGACGGCACCCUGCUGGAGCUCCAGGACGGGAGGCAGCUCCUGUCCAAAGUGGUGCUGGGCUGCGACGGCGUCAACUCCCCGAUCGCGAGGUGGAUGGGGUUCUCGGAGCCCCGGUACGUGGGGCACAUGGCGUUCCGUGGCCUCGCGGACUACGCCGGCGGGCAGCCGUUCGAGUCCAAGGUGAACUAUAUCUACGGCCGGGGCGUCCGCGCCGGCUUCGUCCCGGUCUCCCCGACCAAAGUCUACUGGUUCAUCUGCUUCAAUAGCGAAACCCCAGGGCGCAAGACAACGGAUGGCGCGGCGCUUAAGAGGGAGGCCCUGGAACUGGUGCGGGGCUGGCCUGACGAUCUGGUCGCCGUGAUGCGGAGCACGCCGGACGACGCCGUAGUGAAGACGCCCCUCGUGGACCGUUGGCUCUGGCCGGGGCUGGCGCCCCCGGCGUCCAGGGGCGGCGUGGUGCUCGUCGGUGACGCGUGGCACCCGAUGACGCCCAACCUCGGCCAGGGCGCGUGCUGCGCGCUCGAGGACGCCGUCGUGCUGGCGCGCCACCUCGCGCCCGCGGUGCUCGCGGGCGACGACGUCGGCGAGGCGUUGCGCAGGUACGAGAGCGAGAGGUGGGGGCGAGUGUUCCCGCUGACGGCGCGCGCGGGGCUCGUCGGCGCGCUGGUGCAGUGGGGCAACCCGGUGGUGUGCGCAGCGCGGGACGGCGUGGUCAUCCCGAGGCUGGUCAGGCUGGGGCCGUUCCUCGAGCACACCAACUUCGAGUGUGGCCUGCUCGACCCGGCGGCGCCGUCGGCAUGAUCGACGGGGUCAAUUUCCAAGACAUACGUCGGAACUCAACAUAAUAUUUCGAUCACGUCAAAGAUUAUUCUAGGAGUACAAUUGUUUCGUGUUGUCUACCUCUGAUAAAAAGAAAUAGGCGCUUUUAGCAGUUUUGCCACAUGUUAACACGUUUUCAGCAAAAUCACAUUACCAGAUUUA
Molecule: messenger RNA, 1586 nt
Organism: Aegilops tauschii subsp. strangulata
Lineage: Eukaryota; Viridiplantae; Streptophyta; Magnoliopsida; Poales; Poaceae
Product: monooxygenase 3
Molecular function (GO): FAD binding
Source: RefSeq, a predicted model, not a curated record